AUGGCACCUUCUCUACAAGUAGAGUCACCAUCACAUCCUCUGUCUCCUGGGCUUGGGGGACACUGGAGACGAAUCUCUGGCGGCAUUCUUGAUUUUGAUAGUGUCUCCAAUGGCGCUGCGCGUUCUGUUGUCUCGCGACGAGUCUCUAGAAAGACGGCCGCCGGUGGAGAGUCCUCAACCAUCUCCAACGUGGUUUACUCCCUAAAACGACGAAGUGGUGAUGAACUGGGCGGGACAACAUCUUCAAAACUGAUGAACGCAAAUCAUGCUACGCUCCUAGACUGGAUCCGUCAUCAGCGCAUGAGCAAGAUUCCACCAGAGGGAAGUAGCUAUGACAAGGUCUUGGCAUGGGCCCAAUUAUUUGUUGAACGUUUGCACUCUUUUGAUCUUGCUAUUGAACACUUUGCGGGAGAUAGCUAUUUAGCGGCACAGCUGGCAUACGGCUAUUGUGCAAUCUUGCUAGAGCUGGGUGAAGAAAAUUCUUCAGCACUUAGGAUUUCAUUUGGCUUCUUCUACAGCAUAUCGAUGGUCCUAGUCAAUCUCCUCGAACGCACUGAGCUGUUCGCCGUGUCCCAAGAGAUUAAAGAACAGCUCGUUCUGGCAUUGACGGACUUGGUUACAUUGGUGGCCAGUGUGUCCACUUACUUUCACAAAGCUCUUCGUGGGCUGACGAAACCAAUAAUCUCCGUUAAUAUAUACGGCACUUUCUCGGGGCAGAUAGAAAGUUUCCGCAGCCGUUGUGACAAGAUCUCGGAGGCAAUGUGGAAACAUCAACUCUUGAAGGAUGACUUAGAUGGAGAACGAGUUUCCGAAGUCAAAUCUAUCAGACAAUGGUUGGCCCCAGAGGACCGUGUCCUUGCGAACGUCGCCGAAAAUACGUCGCAUCUUGCCCACGAUCGCGAGGAAUUGACAUGCCUUUGGUUGAGUCCUUACUUGACCCGUUUCCUUAAGAGCGAGCAACUCAAAGGCCUCUCCAUCACAGGCGCAUCAGGCUCCGGAAAGACAGUUUUGGCUUCGGUUAUUGUCGAUCAUUUACAACAUCCUAUUGGUGGCGUAACAUACAACACUCUGUUCAUUCCAAUUAAUGCCCGUGUUCCGGUCGAGACAGAACCCCAGGCUGUGGUGAAGUCGAUUCUUCGCCAGUUAUUUGAGAAACGAAUCGGCAAUACUCACCUAUUUCAGGUUCUUUCUGAUGCGUACGAUCGCAGCAAAAAAGUUACCGUCAUCGACGACUAUGAAAAGAUUCUUUGGGAUGCCCUAGACACUUCCCUCGGUACUCCUCUUCGUGGCUCUAAACCUCUUGUUCUUGUCGUUGACGGUCUUGAUGAAGCAUCAGGCUCAGAGUCGAUCUUGCUUCAAAGGCUCCAAGCCGCUACCAAGAAGACAAAUAAUCUGAAACUCGUCGUUUUGGGGUCUCAAAAGUUUGAGGCAUCAAAUGUACUCACCAACAUACACAUAACCUCGGACUUGAUUUUUGAUGAUAUUGCGGCUGUGAUACGGAACGGUUUCGAAACAUAUCCAGUAUAUACCACUCUUCCAGAAACAGAUCAGGAAAUCCUGAUCGAGAGAAUUACGCAGGCUGCCAAUGGUUCCUUUCUCUGGGCUAAGCUUACCGCCAAGCUCGCUCGCAGCGCAGAUUCUGCUGGCUCCCUUCAAAAGUUCGUCAAUUCCAUAGUCACUUCGAAGCUGACUAUUACGGACUUGGUUACACAGUUUCUGCAGUCACCAGAUCUCACGGAUGAAGCUAAGCUCAUGGUGAUCUGGCUAGCGACGGCACAGCGCCCUUUAUCUCAGAGCGAACUGUCCACCCUGCUUUCUAUUCAGAUUGACAAGGCCACAGUUACGGACCGAAAAUUUGACGUGCUAAAGCUCCUAAAACCUGUCAACUCUUUGGUAUGCGUCGAAGAUGGUUACGUUUACCUUCGACAUGGUCAGGUUCGAUCGGCUGUCAUUGAUGUCUUCUCGAAGGGAAAGCUUGUUCCUACCGUGAAAGAUAGACAUGCAGACCUGUUGCGAAGACUUUUUGUCUAUUCGCGAUUUGCAAUUACUGAAGACCACGAACCUUCCUUGACCUCCUUUGAUCGCUUCGAGAAAUCCAAGCUUCUUGACAAAUAUGUACUUCUUGAUUUUUCCUUGCGAUACUGGUUUACACAUCUCUGCCAGACGACUACCUUUACUACAGAUGGCGAAGCUGGCGCAGCAAAGGAGUUUGGUAAAUUAUUCCCGACAAGUACAACAUUCUACCUAUUGCAACAAACCGUCUGGGAACACAGACCAAUUCCAACUCUUCUAUCAUGGUACACGACAGUUACCAAACUUACUCGGAAUGUCCUUACCCCCAAUCACCUGGCCACACUACAGUCAAUCCUUACACUUGCCCUGUUCUACCGUCAGAUUGGCCGCUAUCCAGAAUCUGGCCAGUUGUUCUACGAGGCGAUCUCUAUCAGUCGUACCGUCCUCAACUCGCAACACAUUAUUACCACGCAACUUGCGAGUCUCUUCCUUGAAGUGACGGCCGAGAAGGUCACAGAGACCAGGACCGACAUCAUGACUAAGAGGGAGGAGAUCCUUCGUCUACUGGUGGAGGCUUACAAAACCCAUUACGGAGCAACCUCUGAGAUCGUGAUUUCAACGCUGACCCAAUUGGCUGAACACUACCAACUCAUAAAAGAAGAUUCCAAGGCAAGAGAAAUUUACCUCUCACUUCGGUCGGCUACCAUACAACAAUAUGGUGCCGAUUCUCAGGAAGCUCGAGACAUUGGUGGCAGCCUGCAUGUGCAUCUGACUGGCCAUACUUCGCAGAUCGAGACAGACACACAGACCACGCUCCUCCUAGAUGUUGAGGAAAGAGAUGAGCUACUCGAGUCAGAGACCCAGAAUUUCUGGGCCCUCUUGAAGAAAGCCGAGCAAUAUUCAUCCGAAAGCCAAUUUCAGUUGGCAGAGAAGACAUUUGUUCAGAUAUGGCAGCAAGCAAGCAAGGAAUGUCGCAUGCACUAUUCUUCUGAGUGGGAAGAAAAGAAAUUCAAGGCUGUUUUGGCGUACUCCAAAUUCUUGAAAGCGCAAAAAAGAGAGUACGAGGCGUCUUCUCUACUGACCACAACGUGGCAAGAGUAUGAACAGACCAGCGUCGCGACUGAGACAUCUAUCUCUUAUAUAGCCGAGAUUGCGAAAGUAAUGAAGAGCGUUGGCUUAUCGAGUCUUGCGCUCUCCGUCUAUAAGCGCGUCUCGCAGUUCUACGAAAGCACCAGCCGAACCCAAACGUCAGCAUAUAAAGAGAUCCAAGAAAGUAUCCAUAUCACCUCGCAGGAGGUGCUAAAGGUGGUCUCUACGUCCUCUUCAGUCGUGUCUGAAACCACCCUUGAAGAGAUUGUCUACGAAGCGUCAUCUUCUAUCACUACAGUUGAUCAAACUUCGAUCACUGCUACAUCAACCCUCUUCGAAAUGUACAUUUCGCAGCAUCGUUGGCACGACGGUACGCGUUUAAUCAAACGAGUUUUGCAGGGAAUCUGGCCUACCCUGUUUGCUCCGUCGCUGCAAGAUGUUACUCUGCCUGGCAAGCACGUUGAGCAUUGCAUUGAGCUUGCGGAGCGGUUGAGUCAAUGCUAUCACGCCCGUCGUCGUAUCGGAAAGGAAGAAGAUAUUCGUGCCAGAAUCUAUCGCGCAGUUCGAUCCGACCGUCAAGUCGGAGAUAAACUUCUUGAUCGCGUCACCACAGAACUUCUCCGCUUGUUUGAACGUACUUCCCAGACAGACAAGGUAAUCACCCUUCGUCAAGAACUACUCGGCGACUAUCUUGGAAAGUACGGCCUUCACCAUUCAAUUGUGAUUACCAAUCUUUGGGCUCUAGCGGAGUUGACACGUCCACGUCCGAUUUUUGUCGAUUACUACCGCCAGAUCAUUACCGCGAUCAAUAAAGACUCUGACAUCUGCCUACCGGAUGCCUUUGAGCCUCUCGUAAUUGUUGCUACAGAGUUGUGGACUCAAGGACGUUAUUCUGAUGCGGUAUCCUAUUAUCAAAUUCUUUACAAAACUUUCUUGCAGCAGCCCAAGUUGAACCCCAAAUUUGAGGACCAAGAAUUUGUUAAAUCCUUUUUCACGCGGUAUACUCACUCUCUUCGAGCUCUACAGACUGAAUUCGCUGUAAUCCACAAGAUUACAGUCGACUAUCAAGCUAGGGUCAAAGCUAUUUUUGGUGCUACGGCGUCAAUUACCAUCCAAGCAUCCUUGACAUUGGCCAAAAUCUGCCAGGAAUCAAAGCGAUUUGAAAUCGAGGCUAUUCAUCUGUAUGAAGAGUUAUUGAAAAUCAAGUCGGACGAAAUUGACUAUCAAGAGAUUACUGCCACUCUGGAUGCUAUCUACGAAGAACAAACUGCCAUUGUGACAUCAACUCAAUCUGAGUCAGUCUCUUCUGCCCAAAUUGAACGCGCAGCCUCCGUUCUCAAGCGUCGCAUAACUACUGUGCGUAAGACACAUGGUUGGGCCCAUGAGGAGUCUCUCUCCAAGAUGCAAGAGAUGAUUUCGUUCUACUCUAAGCGUAAUGAGACGGAGACUGUCGUUAAGGAGUUGAAGGAGGCCACAGUGCAAAUUCUCACGACAGAAACCUCAUCUACCAGACUCAUUGCCAGUGCAUCUACCAUUGCAACGAGUUACAUUGCAUCAAAUCAGAUUCAAAAGGCGACCGAGCUAUCUCACGAAGUAUACCGGCAAAUUGUUAUGAAAGAUAGUACUAAUGCAAAGUCUGUCAGCUUCGAUCUCACAUCCAAAGACCGGCAGAGCCUCGUGUUCUUGGCCCAGUUUGAAUAUAGCUUGCGCCAAAACUCGUCAUUGACCUUGAAUGAGAUCUUUUCGUCUUUGACAACAGAGUAUAUCUACUUUGAGGAGUACAGAAGCCAAUUGAGAUCAACAAGUACCACUCUGCAAAGUUUAACAUUCAAUGCUGCACGACUCCACGCAUUCCUGCUCUCCAGGGAACGUCACUCAAUUGCCACGCGAGUCUACGAAGAUUUUCUCAAUUACUUCUUGGGGACCGAGGGUAAACGGAUCAAGUUGACCGAAAUUUCUCAAGCUAGGAUUUUUACACUCACCCUGCUGAACUACUUCAGCGUUCACAGCACUAAGAAUUUCCUACGUUCUAUCGGCAUAGCGAGCUAUGAACAUACACAACAGUUGAUUACGGAUAAAAGAUAUGAUGCCGCUGCUGAUCUCGCCCUUGCAGCUUUCCGUUACAUUUCUGCGCAUGAGGAAUAUCGCAGCACGUCAAUUCUGAAAUUUGUUUUUCAACUUGGUCUGGCUGUUGCUGGGCGUAACACUGUUCCGGCAUCUGACGAAGGUGCUCGUUCGAAGUUAUUGAAGGUUUCAUCUGUGAUCCUGCAAGAAGCCUUUAAAGUUGUCAAAGAACUAAAGAUCAACUUGACACGACUUAGCCUGGGCCAUUUGAACAAUCUCAUUGCUCUUCUCGGGGAACAACAAGACUACCGGUCCCUAUCCUGGCUUCUGACGCUACUGUGGAACAGUCGCGACGCUCAACGGUCGUGGCCGCCAUCUGUUACAUUUGCUCUUGGACGUCGGUUUAUUCUUGUGCGCUACCUUGUGGGAGAGGUAACAGGUGCACUUCGCCUUGCGGAAGACAUUGUUUACAAUUGUCGCCGCGUCCAUGGACCUCGUCAUCCUAGCACACUCGAGAUGUCGGUUCUCCUAUCUCAACUGUACACUAGCGUUGCACAACGCUAUCAAAAUCAAAAGUCCGGUCAAGAAAUUGCUCAUCGCUACUACAAGAAAUCUGCAGCAGUACACGAAAACAUUCUCCGCGUCUUCAGCGAUCCUUCCUUUGCGGAACUCGAGGGUGGUGAUAUGAGUAUGAGCAUGGACGGAUCUACCUAUUCAAUGGAGUUUGGUAAUGUUGCAAGUAGUAGCUGGACAGAGGGCCAACACGUCCGUCAACAUCUAGCGCUGUUGAAACUCGCCAUUGAACGUUUGGGUGACUGGCCAAAGGAUUACAGCGAGUUUGAGCGCCUCAAUGCGGACAUCUUCCGCGAAUUUAAAGAAGAUCUUAAUGGUGUGGAAGGUGUAGAGAAAUGGGCACCGAAGAAGUUUGGGUCUGGAAAGGCUGAGCGGAACGAUGACCUUUUGGACACUAACAUCAAGAGUUGGGAGAUUGUUGACGCAUCGGUUCUCAAUGGAGCGCAUGCCGAGGAGGAAGAGGAACUCUAAAUUGCUCACCUACUCACCUUCAUUCUUUGCUUUUUAUUUUUGCUCCUCCCUUAAUUAUUUUCUGCUUUUGUUUACUUUCCUUGCAACUCUUAGUAUGCCUAACAAGAAUGUCGUAUCGUCUAUAUUCAUCUUUACGUACGUCCUUCUGUCAUGUCAUUUCAUUGUCUAGAAUCCUAGCCAGCAUAUGAUUUAUUAGCAGUUGAUACUGCUAUAUUGUAUUUCAUAAUACCAAUUGACUAUGAAAUCUAUCUCAGCAAUCAAUAUGUCCCACAUCCUACCCUGGCAUCGACCAUGUUAUGCUUAAAGAGUCUCUGUUAAUCAUACUUACUCCCCACAUUGAUAGAGAUCGGGACGUUAA
Talaromyces stipitatus ATCC 10500 is the source of this 6568-nucleotide messenger RNA. RefSeq names its product NACHT domain protein. Lineage: Eukaryota; Fungi; Ascomycota; Eurotiomycetes; Eurotiales; Trichocomaceae. The record is from RefSeq and is a predicted model, not a curated record. The coding region runs from base 1 to 6210 and encodes 2069 amino acids. Gene Ontology annotation, molecular function: protein binding. The transcript is spliced from 4 exons.